Capsaspora owczarzaki ATCC 30864 is the source of this 1232-nucleotide messenger RNA. RefSeq lists its product as hypothetical. Lineage: Eukaryota; Filasterea; Ministeriida; Capsasporidae. The record is from RefSeq and is a predicted model, not a curated record. The coding region runs from base 1 to 1188 and encodes 395 amino acids. The transcript has a single exon.
AUGUCACACCGUCAUCACCAUCAUCAACACCAGCCGCACAACGCACCCCAGCGCAUCUAUGGCGAUGCAUCGCUCGUUGACGAUCGCCCGGAGCUGGACGAGCCGGCCGAGCUGACCGCGCUGUGCAAUCAGAUUCUGCGGUACUUGUCGGAUGUCCGAGAUCGGUUAUGCAACAGCUCAAAGAACGCAGCGUUUCAAGCGCUCGCUCUCGUUCCCAUCCGACGAGGAUUCCGCGACGACGUGUGUGGUUACACGGACAUUACCGUCACGACGUUUCGCCAAAUCGGCGACCAUCGCAAGGUCGCGCAAGAGCAAGUCGUGCACGGGCUGUACGUUUGCCUGACACGCCCGAGCGGGUCACCCGAGCACGGCGCAAAGAGCACUGCAGGUGUUGCCUACUCGAUGAAGACAAUCAUGGCAUGCUUCUUGCACGAACUAGCGCACUGCUUUGUGCCAGUGGAAAUGCUGCGGCAGCACGAACGAGGUCGCAAGGCAAAAGAGUUUGUCUGGGUCGACCAUCCCGAUGCCUUCUAUGACGGGUUUGCCGCUGUUCUGCAGGCUGCAGAGAAGCUGGGCAUCUUCUCGCUUGUUUCAGGACCACACAAGUUUAGCAAGAGGAACCUGCAGUUGCUCGAUGAUUUGGACUGCGAGCCAUCAGCGUUGAAGAUUGCUUCAGAGGAGGUCUCGAGCAAACACCUUCCCAGCUCAUCUGGAAGUGAAGACACGCUGGAGUGCGACAAUGCGGCAACUCUCGAACCAUCUGGAAGUGCGACCUCAGAGGCGGCCAGCUUCUCAAAGCGGCUGCCUGCCCUCGUCUUUCAGGUGCACAAUGGCUCCUGCGCACUCGACGCAAUGAUUGCACACUGCGAAACCCCUACUUUCCUUCAAGAGCACUAUGCAGCUGCCAGCAGUCACACUGCACACGCCAGCAUGUCUCAGCUCGUUUUAACGAUCGGCGACGGCCAGGGCAAAUCCAAGGUCAUGACGGUAACCCAGCCAUGCACAGUCCAAGACGUCCUGGACCUCGCCAUGCAGCGGCUCAACAUCCGACAAUCCAAAGCAUCAAAAUUGAAAAAGGCUUCGACGCAGCUGGUCACACAAGCCGGGCACGCUGUCACAGACAUGGAAGUAUUGCGACAAGCUGUCGUCUCUCGUACUCUGGUUGUUUUACGCGUGUCGCAUGAUUAGAUAUUGAUAAUUUAUUCGUAAACCAAGUCUCUCGGAGACCUCAG